Molecule: messenger RNA, 1071 nt
Organism: Phaedon cochleariae (mustard beetle)
Lineage: Eukaryota; Metazoa; Arthropoda; Insecta; Coleoptera; Chrysomelidae
Source: the annotation of a GenBank genome assembly
AUGUACAGCAUCUCAAAAAUCUUGAAUGUACGUUUGUACUCUACUAAUUUGCCAGUCAGAAAUAUUCUAGCUCCCUUGAAUAAUAGAUCCCUUCUACGUGUAUCAGGAAGUGAAGUGAAAGAUUUCCUGCAAGGCCUCAUAACCAAUGACAUGUACCAUCUUGGAAAAACCUCUGGGGGUUCAAUUUAUGCAAUGUUCUUGAAUGCCAAAGGAAGAGUAAUGUAUGAUACCAUUAUCUAUAAACCUGGAGAGAAAAACACCUACUUUGUUGAAUGUGAUAAUGAUGUGAUAAAAUCACUGGAGAAGCAUUUGAAAAUGUUUAGGGUUAGGAAGAAGAUUGAUAUUUCCAGUUUGCAAGAUGAGUACAUGAUUCACACUGUGUAUAAUACUAAAAAUAUUAAAACCCAGGUGAAUACAAGGGCUAGUAAUGGUGAGUUAGAGGGUAUUGUAGUGCCUUGUGAUCAACUGAGAAACACACAACCAGAAACUUCAACUAGUACAACCAUAUACAACAAAUUACUAAUAUUCAGAGACCCCAGAGUAAUGGAACUUGGUUCUCGUAUAAUAUCCAAAGUUGGUACUGAUGUAAAACAAGAACUAAGUGGCUUUUUAGAAGUGACUGAUUGUCCAGAACCUCAUGAUAGCUAUAAAGCUUUGAGAUAUUCUCUAGGAGUAGGUGAAGGCCCCUAUGAUUUACCACCAGACAACUGCUUUCCUCUGGAAUGCAACUGUGACUAUCUUCAUGGGGUUAGUUUCCAUAAGGGCUGCUAUAUUGGCCAAGAACUGACAGCAAGAACACAUCACACAGGAAUCAUUAGAAAACGUUUAAUGCCACUGUUUUUCAGUAAAAUACCUAGUAUUUUGCCAAAAGAUAAUAAUAUACUGCAGGAAAGUACAAAAUUAGGAAAGUUGAGGGGAACAGAAGAUGAUUUGGGACUUGCAUUACUUAGAAUUAGUAGUGCAUUGGAAAUUGGUGAAUUUUCUGUAGGAGAUGGUGUUGCUAAGGUAUACAAGCCCCAUUGGUGGCCUUUGGAAGCCCCUAAAGAAAAAUUGAAUGUGCAGAAGAGCUGA